Molecule: messenger RNA, 1917 nt
Organism: Penicillium soppii
Lineage: Eukaryota; Fungi; Ascomycota; Eurotiomycetes; Eurotiales; Aspergillaceae
Product: glycoside hydrolase family 154 protein
Exons: 3
Coding region: 1-1917 (638 amino acids)
Source: RefSeq, a predicted model, not a curated record
AUGUCCCACCAAGCCAACGCCCAAACCCCCACCCAACCCUUCAGCAACAACCCCUACACCACAAAAUCCAAUUUCCAAGCCGCCUGCACAGCAAUCCUAAAUCCACUCCUCCCCCUCUUCACACCGGGCAACACGCGCAUAAAAAUAGGCACCUCGACAACGCGCUUCGACGAAGGCGGCGCCCAAAUAGAAGGCUUCGCACGACCACUCUGGGGCCUUGCCUCGCUUGUCGGCGGCGGCUAUGAUUAUAUCGAUGCAGAGCGCUGGCAGCGCGGGCUAAUAAAUGGGACGGACCCAGCACACGCGGAGUUCUGGGGCGACAUCGAAGACUCCGAUCAGCGCAUGGUCGAGAUGUGUCCGAUUGGGUUUGCGCUUGCUGUUGCGCCGCAUAUUUUUUGGGAGCCGUUGACCGUUGCGCAGAGGGCGAAUGUGGCCGCUUGGUUGAACAGUAUCAAUGCGCGUGAGAUGCCGAAUACGAACUGGCUGUGGUUCCGGGUCUUUGCCAAUCUUGGACUCAGGAAGAAUGGCGCUGAGUACUCGCUUGCUCGUAUCGAGGCUGAUAUGGAUCACUUGGAUACGUUCCAUGUUGGUGGUGGAUGGAGUAACGACGGACCGAAGAGUCACCACCAAAUGGAUUAUUACUCCGGUUCCUUCGCCAUUCAAUUCUUGCAACUUCUAUACUCGAAGUUAGCGGGGGACUUCGACCACGAGCGCGCUGAGCGAUACCGUCAGCGGGCGCGGGAAUUCGCGCAGGAUUUCGUGCACUACUUCGAUCCUAAUGGCAGCGCAAUCCCAUUCGGCCGUUCGAUGACCUACCGCUUCGCCAUGGCCGGAUUCUGGGGCGCUCUAGGCUUCGCCGACGUCGAGCUCCCAGCGCCCCUAACCUGGGGCGUAGUGAAGGGAAUUGUCCUGCGCCAUUUCAGAUGGUGGUCUACACAGAAGGAUAUCUUUAACAACGACGGCACGCUGAGUCUCGGCUACUCAUACGCCAACAUGUAUCUAACAGAGAACUACAACUCCCCCGGCUCACCGUACUGGUGCUGUCUCUCAUUCGUCCCGCUGGUGCUCCCAGAAACGCACCCCUUCUGGGCAGCACCAGAAGAGCCCUACCCAGUCUCCCUGUCGGAAGUAAUUGCCUUGAAAUACCCCAAGCAUAUCGCCGUCCGUCGAGGAGGGCACUCGUUCCUGCUUUCGUCCGGCCAGGCAUGCCACUACCCGCUGAAAGCUACGCAGGCGAAAUACGGCAAGUUCGCAUACAGUUCUGCGUUUGGGUACUCUGUUCCUACGGGUGGGUAUCAGCUGGAACAACAUGCCCCGGAUAGCAUGCUUGCGCUGUCAGAUGACGGGGGCGAUGUCUGGGCGACGAGAAGACUGGCGCUGAAUGCGCGCUUCGAGGAGCAGGAUGGCCAGCCUGUGCUCGUGUCUGGUUGGAAACCGUGGCCUGAUGUUGAAGUGGAAAGUAUCCUGGUGCCGCCGACGGAGGAAAAUGAGAAUUGGCAUCUGCGCGCGCACCACGUCCGGAACGGUCGUGCUUUGCGGACUUCUGAGGGCGCUUUUGCCAUCUACGGAUGUCGGAGCGAUAAUGGGCGGAUUCUUGGGCCUAUGACUGAAGGUGAGUCUGAAGGGACGAUGAUUGGGAGGUCGGGUGGGCUGGUUGUUUCGUCGGCUGGGGCUGUUGGGAUUGUUGAACUACACUCGGCUAUUGAACGAAGUGGGAGGAUUGUCUUGGCUGAUCCGAAUUCUAAUAUUAUUCAUGGACGUACGCUUUUGCCGUCACUUGCGGUGGAUUUGGAGGCUGGCCAGGAUUGUUGGUUUGUUUCAGCUGUUCUUGCUGUGCCGGAUCAUCGCAGGGAUUGGAAGGCUGCUUGGGAGAAACAGCCUGUUAUUCCAGAGUGGCUGAAGAAGAGAAUAGGUUGA